AGAGUUUGCACACACAGACACAGACUCUCUCUGUCUCACAACAAUGGCGGCUCUGUCGGCUCACCUCACUCUAGCCAAGGAUCUGCAAUCUGGUUCCGAUAUCGGUUUCAGUAGAAAACUUUCGAAAUUCCCGUACUUCCCCAGAACGAAAGAUGGUUUGACCUCGAAAUCUAGGGCUUUCGAGAUAAAAAAACUACAAGUCUCUGCCACUAACGUAGAUAAACAGAGCAACGACAAUGCGCUACCUUUAACCGAUUCUGCAGCUUCAAGGGCGAGCUCUAAGGUAAAACGCCACACAAUUUCUGUAUUUGUUGGGGACGAAAGUGGAAUGAUAAAUCGAAUUGCUGGGGUCUUUGCUAGAAGGGGGUAUAACAUUGAGUCCCUUGCUGUUGGUUUAAACGAGGACAAGGCUCUCUUCACAAUAGUUGUCUCAGGAACCGAACGAGUAUUGCAACAAGUUGUGGAGCAGCUUAAUAAGCUUGUAAAUGUUAUAAAGGUGGAAGAUCUUUCACAAGAGCCACAGGUAGAACGUGAACUAAUGCUUAUAAAACUCAACGCUGAACCAAGCAACCGUGCAGAGAUAAAAUGGUUGGUGGAAAUCUUCAGGGCAAAGAUUGUGGAUAUUUCAGAACACUCAGUGACUGUUGAGGUGACUGGAGAUCCUGGAAAGAUGGUUGCUGUGCUAAAAAACUUUAGUAAGUUUGGGGUUAGAGAAAUUGCAAGAACUGGAAAGAUUGCUUUGAGGCGGGAAAAGAUAGGGGAAAGUGCUCCUUUUUGGAGAUUUUCUGCAGCUUCCUAUCCAGACCUUGAAAGUUCAAUGCCUGCAGAUGCUCUUGUUGGGGCCACCAAUAGAACACUCAAUGGAGACUCUGAUGUAUCUUCAGGGGGCGAUGUCUAUCCCGUGGAACCUUAUGAUGGCAGCUUUACAGUGAAUCAGGUUCUUGAUGCUCAUUGGGGUGUUCUUAAUGAUGAAGAUUCUAGUGGGCUUCGUUCGCACACCUUGUCUAUGCUUGUAAACGAUUGUCCCGGAGUUCUAAACCUUGUUACAGGAGUUUUUGCUCGUAGAGGGUAUAACAUACAGAGUCUUGCUGUUGGUUCUGCAGAAAAGGAAGGAACUUCACGGAUUACAACUGUUGUACCUGGCACUGAUGAGUCGAUUGGAAAACUGGUUCAACAACUGUAUAAGCUUGUUGACAUUCAUGAGGUUCAAGAUCUCACUCACUUGCCGUUUGCUGAGCGAGAACUGAUGCUGAUAAAAAUUGCUGUAAACACAGCUGCACGAAGGGAUGUUCUUGACAUUGCAAGCAUUUUCCGAGCCAGAGCUGUUGAUGUGUCUGAUCAUACGAUCACCCUUCAGCUUUCUGGAGAUUUGGAUAAGAUGGUUGCACUGCAGAGGUUGUUGGAACCGUAUGGCAUUUGCGAGGUUGCACGAACUGGGCGGGUAGCAUUGGUGCGUGAAUCAGGGGUGGAUUCCAAAUAUCUCCGAGGAUAUGCUCUUCCGUUGUAACCUUGUGGAGAGUUAGCUUUUUAUUUUCCCUUUUUUUUUUUUUUUGGGAUUUUAACUAAUGUGGUUUUGUUCGUUUAGUUCUUUUCAGUGAUCAGGGUAACCUUAACUUAUUCUGUGUUGCAGGAAUUCAUGAUGUAUCAGUCAGUGUUGAUGAAAUUUUAAAAAAUGUCUCAGCUGAA
Telopea speciosissima is the source of this 1686-nucleotide messenger RNA. Its product is annotated as acetolactate synthase small subunit 2, chloroplastic-like. The transcript has 12 exons. NCBI's taxonomy places the organism in Eukaryota, Viridiplantae, Streptophyta, Magnoliopsida, Proteales, Proteaceae. The record is from RefSeq and is a predicted model, not a curated record. Gene Ontology annotation, biological process: L-valine biosynthetic process. Gene Ontology annotation, cellular component: cytosol. Gene Ontology annotation, molecular function: acetolactate synthase regulator activity; acetolactate synthase activity. The coding region runs from base 44 to 1507 and encodes 487 amino acids.